Messenger RNA from Andrographis paniculata, 2079 nucleotides. RefSeq lists its product as uncharacterized. Gene Ontology annotation, molecular function: phosphomannomutase activity. The coding region runs from base 74 to 1942 and encodes 622 amino acids. Lineage: Eukaryota; Viridiplantae; Streptophyta; Magnoliopsida; Lamiales; Acanthaceae. The record is from RefSeq and is a predicted model, not a curated record. The transcript is spliced from 6 exons. Gene Ontology annotation, cellular component: chloroplast stroma. Gene Ontology annotation, biological process: carbohydrate metabolic process.
CAAGCUUUGAUCGAAAGAAGCCAUUUAUUAGAAAAAUCUUCGAAACUUUGUAGAGCUCCCAAAGGAUUCUCCAAUGGCUUCUUCCACUCCCACACCCCAAUGCCUAAACCAUCACAUUCCCACAAAACCCAAAUCCUCUCUAUUUUACAAACACAAACAGCUCAACCAUUACAACAAUCUCAUUACAUUCCCAUCACUUGUCUCGACCAAACACCAUCCGAGGUUAGAAACUUGUUCAACGACAGCAGGGUACAACAAUGAAGUGGCGGAGUUGGUGGAUGAAGAAAUGGAUAAGAUUAGAAGGCUGCAGAAUGGCUCCGACGUGCGAGGGGUGGCGUUGGAGGGCGAGAAAGGCCGGCCGGUUGACCUUACGCCGCCUGCCGUUGAAGCCAUAGCUGAGAGCUUCGGCGAGUGGGUGAUUAGCCAAUCGGAUCAAGAUCGAGGACACGAUCCGAUCAAGGUGUCCUUGGGAAAGGAUCCUAGGAUUUCGGGAGCUGUCUUGAGCACGGCCGUGUUUGCAGGGCUUGUCCGGGCGGGCUGCAUCGUUUUCGACAUGGGACUCGCUACAACUCCCGCUUGCUUCAUGAGCACAUUGUUGCCUCCCUUUGAGUACGAUGCUUCCAUAAUGAUGACAGCCUCCCACCUGCCGUACACCCGCAACGGUCUGAAAUUUUUCACAAAGAAAGGAGGGCUGACGUCGACGCAGGUGGAGGAGAUCUGCGACCGAGCUGCCCGGAAAUACGCCAACCGCCUGACCAAAGUGUCGACGGCGCUCAACGUCCCGCCGACGAAGGUGGAUUUCAUGAGCUUUUACGCGAAGCAUCUGCGAGAUGUUAUCAAGGAAAGAGUCAAUCAUCCCUCCCAUUACGACACUCCUCUUGAGGGAUUUCAGAUUAUUGUGAACGCCGGGAAUGGGUCGGGAGGGUUCUUUACGUGGGAUGUGUUGGACAAGCUUGGAGCGGAUACGUUUGGUUCUCUGCACCUCAAUCCUGAUGGAAUGUUCCCGAAUCAUAUACCGAAUCCGGAGGACAAAACCGCCAUGGCGUUAACGCGAGCGGCGGUGCUUGAAAACGGCGCGGAUCUCGGGAUUGUUUUCGACACAGAUGUUGAUCGGAGUGGGGUUGUGGAUAAAGAAGGAAACCCGAUAAAUGGGGACAAGCUUAUCGCGCUUAUGUCUGCCAUUGUGUUGAAGGAGCACCCGAACACGACGAUUGUGACCGACGCGCGGACAAGUUUGGGGCUGACUAAGUUCAUCGCCGAUCGAGGGGGGUACCAUUGCUUGUACAGAGUCGGGUACAGGAAUGUGAUCGACAAAGGUGUGCAGCUCAAUAAUGAUGGAAUCGAGACGCAUCUGAUGAUGGAAACCUCUGGACAUGGUGCUCUUAAGGAGAAUUACUUUCUUGAUGAUGGGGCUUACAUGGUGGUGAAGAUCAUAAUUGAGCUGGUGAGAAUGAAGCUUGAGGGAUACGAUGAAGGCAUCGGGAGUCUUAUAAAAGAUCUUGAAGAGCCGUUAGAAUCAGUGGAGUUGAGAAUUAACGUUCUCUCUGAGCCAAGAUAUGCAAAAGCAAAGGCCAUUGAGGCCAUUGAAGAAUUCAGAAGUUACAUUGAGCAAGGAAAAUUAGCAGGAUGGGAAUUGGACUACUGUGGGGAUUGCUGGGUAAGUGAAGGCUGCCUUGUCGACUCCAAUGAUCAUCCUGCUCCCGUCGACGCCCAUAUGUACAGGGCUAGAGUUUCUGAGGGAGAACAUGGAGAGCAUGGGUGGAUACAUCUUCGACAGAGUAUUCACAACCCAAAUAUUGCUGUUAAUCUGCAGUCCACAAUCCCUGGAGGUUGUUUAUCCAUGACAAGAGCUUUCAGAGACAAGUUUCUUCUACCCAGUGGGUUGGAUAAAUUCCUCGAUAUUUCCCAAAUAGAAAAAUUCGCUGCAAAUGGGAAGCUAUGAUCUAAGAAAUACGCAUAAUUUGGCCAAAGGAUAUGUGAAUUUCUACUUACAGGUAGAAUUUUACUUGAAUUCAGAUUUGUACAGAUAUAUAUAUAUUUAUUACAUGUAUAUCCAUCAAUAAGCAUUUGCUUUAAUCA